AUUGUGUCUCGAUAACUGUAAUGUUUACAUUUGUGUUGGGGUUUAGGUUAUCGUGUAGUCUGCUAGUGCGAUAUAAAUAAUAGGAUUGAUUUUCAUUACUCAUUAAGAAAAUCCGUGUCAGAAGUAGGGGAUAUUUGCUCUUUUUAAAGUUAUUACUUAUUUAAACCAAUAAGUUAACUUACUGUUGUAUUCUAAAUAAAUACAACUCAAGCAAGUCCUUGAUAAUCAAGGUGAAUGUUGACAAGAACACAACUCUGGCAAUUGGAUAAAUUUCCUGAGACUAGGAACUCUACCUGAUAAAUGGUUCAGGGAAUUCAGAGGCAUAAUGCCAGUUAGUGUGACCCGUUCCUACCACUCAGAGUCCAGAUAUGGCUCUUCUUACUCUCCCUCAGCAUACUCUUCAUCCUACCGCUCGCCCCUCUCAACAUCUACCUACCGGAGCACUUAUACUUCAUCAUACCGGUCAACUUCUGGACUUGAUGAUUCUUACACCAGCUCUCGAGAUAAAAGUGACACCAAUGAAUCCUAUUCCUCUUCACUUGGUAAAUCAAGAGACUAUACCAAAAGCCGAUCCCUCAGCAAUGCCGAGACAGCUCUCAAAGGCAGCAGUUUAACAUCUCGCCGACCUUCAGCUACAUCCUCCACUUACACAUCUCCAGUGCUGGAUAUAUCCAAGUAUUCCCCUUCAAACUAUGUGACUGGGUCAGCUCGCUCGUCAUCAAUCUCCUCGACUUCCUCUGCAGGGUCCACCACAAGCAGGCCUCCAAGAGGCUCCUUCAGCUCUCUACGCGACCCUUCCUACACCCCCUCCACAUCUCUGCGUUCCUCCAGAUACACUGAACAGGAGAGUGACCGUGAAUUGUCCUCACCGAGCAAAUCAUCCAAGACAUCUCAUGACCAAAAGGGUCUCACAGGGCUCAACAAUAUAGGCAACACUUGCUUCCUCAACUCUAUUGUGCAGUGCCUUAGCAACACAAGGGUGAUCAAGGAAUAUAUCCUCAGUGAUGAAUAUCUUAAUGAAAUAAGACCCUCAGUAAAGUCAGCUCUUAUGAAAAGAUUUGCUGAACUGAUAAAAAACCUUUGGCAAGGAGACCAAAAGUCACUUUCCACUCACAAUUUCAAGCUGGAAGUUGAUAUUGUUGCCCCUCGUUUCACGGGCUAUCUUCAACAAGAUGCUCAGGAGUUCUUGCGCUAUCUCCUAGAAGGAAUACACAAUGAGAUAAAUCGUAUUACAAGUCGACCUAAGCCACUGACAGAAGAAAUCGACGAUGAUUUGGAUGAUUCACAAAAAGCUUUGGAAGUGUGGAAGCGAUAUCUGAGAUUGGAGAACAGCAAGAUUGUAGAUACGUUUGGUGGUCUGCUCAAGUCUAUAUUGGAGUGUACUCACUGCAGCCAUAAAUCCACCACAUUUGAGCCGUUUUGGGAUUUGUCGCUGCCAAUUCCAGACACCCUUACUCACCCAGGCAAACUUAUGCUUUCUCAUUGCUUCGAUCUUUUUACUAAGGAGGAGGUGCUCGACGGAGAUGAAAUGCCGACUUGUUCCAAGUGCAAGACUCGGCGGAAAUGCAAGAAGAGAUUUGUAAUUCAGAAAUUCCCCGAAGUUCUUGUCAUUCAUCUUAAACGGUUUUCUCUGGGAAGCCGAGCUCGCAAAGUAGACAGUUCCAUCGAGUUCCCAGUGACAAAGCUGGAUAUGGGGCCGUACUCAGCGGAGAGCCAAUACAAGAACUUGCUCUAUGAUCUGUACGCAGUCGUCAACCACAAUGGGACUUGCUACACUGGGCACUAUACUGCGUACUGUAGACAUCCAUAUUCUCACGAGUGGUACAUAUUCAACGACAGAAGUGUGCUCCCAAUGUCAGGAGAAAACAUGCCCAAGAGGGAUGCUUACGUAUUAUUCUACGAACAAACCGCCUCUACCAACUUGUAAACAUCUGAGCUGAUCAAAGUUGCUAGUUUUAUGUUUUUUAUAUUAUCAUCUCUUUUGUCAUGAAACGUUGGUUUUGUAAUUCCUACAUUGAAUAUUGAUGAAUGUACCAUAUAUUCAUUGGAAAGUUGUUAAUCUAUGCAGUUCACUGGUGUUUUGUGUUUAGUAUAAUUUUUGAAACCUUAUAACAAAUAACAUUUCACUCCACAAUGUUAUUACUUUUAGAACACCCUGGCUUACUUUUAAAGUCUUUGUUUGUGUGGAAAUUAUAUAUAUCUUAUAUUAAAUUUCUAAUUAACGUUAGAUGAAGUAAUCCCAUCUCUGUAAAAGUUGUGAUAUUUGCUGUUCGUGUACUGUAAUGAAGAGAUAUACCCUCUGUAUGGUCAAGUGAUUUGCCUUACUAAUGGUAUUCGAUAUAGUAUUUUUUGUAAGCUCACUUUGAUAACACCAUUUAUAACACUGUUGUUGUUGGUUUUAAAUAAUACCAGUUUCCUUACAAAAUAUGUAGUCAUAAACUGCUAAAUAUAGACAUCACACUGUUUUAGCCUGAUGGCUAGUUAUAUAGUUUAAAAUAUAAUUCUUUUAUUAUAUACUCAUUAAGUUCACCAACUAUUAUAACUCUAUGUGUUGUGUUAUUUUGCUCAAUGACAAUUAGUUUAAACUCUUAAUUUAACAGCUUUUAAAAUCAAACUAGUUUACUACUAUAUAAAAGUAAGCCAGGAUUAAAUUAAUGUAACAGUUCAUCAUUCAACAUUCACCAACUUAAUGUUCUACAUAGUGGGUACCUACUUGUGCCAUUUAUGUACUGUACUUACUUAAGGAAUAACUCAUCACCUCAUCUAAAAUGCUUAGUAAUUGUGCUUUAUUCUCGCAGUAUAGAGCUGUUGUUAUUCUCAAGAAGUAGAUUUUACAUGUUUCCCAAAUAUCAAUAUAGGUAGGUAAAGAUAAGGGAGCCUAUUAUACCGGGUGUUUCUAAAUGAAUAGCUGGGUUUUAACGCUUUAUAACUUUUAUACUAUUAAACUUACCACCAUAAAAUAUGCAUCAAAUGAAAAAGCAGCUCAAAGAGUUUAUGCCUUCCAAAGACACAUUAUUUAACAAAAUUGAUCCAGCAGAACUGUAGAUUUAAUUGUACAAAGUUAAAAAGUAAUCUCUAACUUUUUUCAUCACUAGUAAUUCGGAGGUUGCUUGACGUUUUUGCAAAUAACUUUUAAAUGGUGAGGAAAUCGACCAAAGUGGAAGGUAAUAUUCCGAAAGAGAAUAAAAUUGCCUACAAUCUACUAGUAUGCAUUUUUUGGAAAUACUCAAGAAAGGUACCAAAAAUUGCCUCAACAAUGAAAAAAUUGAAAAUCCCCGUCUUCAAUGUAGACAAUAAACAUAGCAAACAUUAAAUUUCACACUUUUUUAUUUUAAGCCAAAUUUAGGCCACAUUUAUUGAGUAUUUUCAUGAAAUGCAUACUAGUAGAUUGUAGGAAAUUUUAUUCUCUUUCGGAAUAUUACCUUCCACUUUGGUCGAUUUCCUCACCAUUUAAAAGUUAUUUGCAAAAACGUCAAGCAACCUCCGAAUUUAUAGUGGUGAAAAAAGUUGGAGACUACUUUUUAGCCUUGUACAAUUAAAUCUACAGUUCUGCUAGAUCAAUUUUGUUAAAUGAUGUGUCUUUGGAAGGCAUAAACUCUUUGAGCUGCUUUUUCAUUUGAUGCAUAUUUUAUGGUGGUAAGUUUAAUAGUAUAAAAGUUAUAAAGCGUUAAAACCCAGCUAUUCAUUUAGAAACACCCGGUAUUUUAUCUAGUUAAUUGCAUUAAGGUGAUAUUUAUUACAAAAUUAAAACAAUUUUAGGUUACAUUGAAGAAGGGGUACGAAUACCAAUACCUUCUAUUUAUCUUUAUUACUACAUUGCAGAUCCAUGUGGUUCAGGGGAGUCGCUAGUGAGAAUGACCAACAUUAUUUUUAAUUUUAUAUGUUUUUUCUUGUUCUAUGUUGUGUAUAAGAAAAACAAGACAUAUGGUAUGAUGUAUAUUUUUAUCUCUUUGAAAAAAUAUUUGAAGUGGAGCGUGCGCACCUGUUUCUUUAGUUACUGAGUAACUAGUAUAAACUUCAACCGCUGUUUUCCGCAACUUUAAAAUUUUACAUUAUUUUUUACAUAUAAGUUCUUAUAACUUUUUAACUAUUAAAGCUAGCCAUAUGAUUGGAAUUUUUACCACACAUUGUUUAUAUGUACUAUAAAUCUACUCUUCUGCAUGGAUACUGAGAUAUAUUAAAUAACAUACAAAAACAUACAAAAAUACAUACAAAAAUUAAAAAGAUUAAUUACAUAGGCAUUUUUUUUAGUUAUUUAUGAAGCCAUAACACAUAACCUAAUUGAGAAAAAAACAUGAGUAUACACAAAUAGUUAGUACUUCUUAAAACAAUAAAAUUGGUUCAGUACUGGUAGUUAAAAGCUACAAGAGAUUUAAUAAACCCAAUUUUCCCCCUGAAAAAACCCCAAAAAGUAUGUAAAAAAUAUGUUUUUACUUUAACAGCAGUAAACCUUUUUCUAAGACUAAAUGAACCUAUAAAAUUAUAUAUGAUAAUUUUUAAAAGGAUUUUUUUUAAAUCACUAGUUUCAGUAGCGACUCUCCUUAAGGGGCUGAAAGCUAAUUUUCUAUGGAGCUGACUAUCCUGAGCAUAUCUCAAUGCUACAGUUGAUUUUUACCUAAUUCGGUUGUCUGUUAGGUAUUUGAAAUUGACCCCGCAGUAAAUCUAUAAUAUUGAAAAAAAUUCCAUUUCCUUAUUUCUAUUUUUUUCUAGAGAAGCAACAUUAUGUACAUCCAUUAACCUGCCAAGUUCUUCAGUUAUUAUCUAGAAGCUAGACUGGGUACUUUUAUGGUCCUGUAUGUCUUGUAUUUAACUUGUAUAUUUUUAUGGGAUGCACCAGUAAUCUUUUGUGGAAUAUUUUAAAAUAUUAAGUCACUAUUUUAUAUAAAACUAUACCGGCUGGAUUAGCGGCAUCCCAAGUUCUUUGAGUUUUUAACCUGUUAAGUUUGGUAAAAGUCUGCAUUGCCGCCUACACUCCUUGCGUUGUUAUUUGGUAAAGAUUCUUGAAGAAUUAUUUUCAAUUUUUUUUUUUUUAUUGGUAAGAAACUAAGAGACCUUGCCGAACAAGUAAAUCUGCGAUAUAUCUACAAUGUGGUAUAAAAGACAGUAAUUUAUUAUGAAAUUACCUUUACUCGUGUUAAAUCCAUACAAAUAAAAAUUAUAAUUCUCAAUAUUUGAGAUCCCGUAAGAGGGUUUUGUUAUUAGACCCGAAAUAUAACUUAUUAUUUUUGUAAAUAAAACAAUCAUUAGUCAUCACAGUGACAAAUCACAUCACUUUAAACCGUCCUCGAUAUAAUCAAUAAUCAUAGAUAUUUUAUUAUUAUAUUAAGCUUUAUCAGAGUAUAUAGAAAAGUAUUUUAAAAGAGCAAUUUAAAAGUAUUUUUAUUAGUAUUAAAUUUAUUUUUUUGUAAUUUGUGUUAAGUUACCAAGAUUUUGUAAAUUUAUGUAUUUUACUGUUGAGUUUGUUGUUAUAUUGUUUAUUUAAAUUUAAUUUAAUCUAUAGCCUUAGCCACUAACCCACUCAUCUUUAAUUCAACAUCAAACUUAAAUAUAUGCUUGAAUAAUCUAACCAUGUUAAAAAAAAACUAAAUAAUAGUUUGAAGGCUAAGCAUUGUUUUAUGAUCCAAGCAAUGAAUACAAACCCUUUAAUAAGCGCAAUGCCUUUGUAAAAAAUUCAAUCUGAAAAUUUUUAAUUUUUCAUAGUUCUUGCUGCGGCCGCUAGGUAUUGCGAGCGUGCGGCCAAGUCGAGUGAGACAAAGAAUUGGCUUAUAGGGAGAGAGUAGCGUGGCGGCCGCCCGAGCGAUUGUAGCGGCGGCCGCUCAAGGUUCAUUUUGGUGGCAAAAUUCCAGUUUAAAUAUUCUCCAUAAGCAUUUCGCUUCUUUAAGGGUUUGUAUUCAUUGAUUUAAGUGGAUGCAUUGUUAAUUUGUAAUUUCAUUACUAAUUAAACAAUUAGCAGUUUUUUAUCUUGUGAGUUUGAUUACAUAGAUGGGAUUUUAGUGGACAAAAGUGUAUUUAUGAUGAGAUCCUGAAAUUUUGAGAGUUGAUAGAGCAGCAUUUGUUUAGACAUCUUUAAGUAUAGUGUUCUUAGGUAGUGUGAAUUAUUACCUUUGUUUUUUUUUUAUUUAUCUUAUCUUAAUGGACUGAUUCCAAUAACUAGAGAGCCCAAUCAAAAUUCCAGUAUUUAAUAUUGUUUAUCUUACACCAUUUAUUAUUUUCUUAUAUUUACUAAACUUUAAUUUAAAACCAUUUCACAUUUUCUAAAAAUGUAAUUCACAUUUCUUGGUUUACUCAAUGUUAUUCCUUUGAAUGGUAUAAAUUUAAAAUGUUGUAUGUACAACAUAUAUAUAUAUAUUUAUUUAUUUAUACUAUUUAUAGUAUGUUAUACAUACAAUAUGUUUUGUCACAAAAACACAUUUGAAAACUUUGAAUUAUGUGGCUCUAAUAUAAAAAACCCGUUUUUUAAAAGGAACAAGUUAUUCUAUUUUUAACCUGAAAAUUAACUGAUUUAUUUCAUGUUUAUUAUAUUCUUUUUAGAUCUGGUCAUCUUGACAAUAUGUAGCACAGAAUAAUGUUUGACCUAUUAUAUAUGAUAAAACAUAUUAACUGAUGGAUUCAUUUUUAUAGAUAAAUUAUAGAUAUUUAUUGUACUAGCUUCCACAAUGAUAGAAAUGAAUGUGAUUCAUUGUGAAUAUUGUGAUCCCUCCGUCCCAAGUAUUGCUUAUUAACAAUGCAACAUCACCAAGCAUUUAUGUGAUGAGGACAUCACUCAGUAAAAAAAUGAGGUAAUCUGUGAAUCCCAAAAACUUCUAGAGCUUCAUUAACGACCAUCUCGAGUCAUUCUAACCGGGUUGCCAUUCUGGUUUGUUAUGUAUUUAUCCAAGCUCUGUUUCACGAUCAAACAUUUUUUUACUGCUUUGCUAAUGUUAGUUAUUGUUAGUAUGUACACCGUUACACAUUAAGUUUACCCGUCACUCUGUAUCCUCUCUUCACACCUUAAUAUUAUGUGUGCACCUAAUACACGCUAGAACUGGGCUCUGUUCCCUGAUUAUUCUAUGCACUGUUGUACAACAUGUAAUAAAACUCAGUUAUUUUGUGCCAA
This is a messenger RNA of Macrosteles quadrilineatus (aster leafhopper), 7096 nucleotides long. Its product is annotated as ubiquitin carboxyl-terminal hydrolase 2-like. The record is from RefSeq and is a predicted model, not a curated record. NCBI's taxonomy places the organism in Eukaryota, Metazoa, Arthropoda, Insecta, Hemiptera, Cicadellidae. Gene Ontology annotation, molecular function: cysteine-type deubiquitinase activity. Gene Ontology annotation, cellular component: cytoplasm. The transcript is spliced from 12 exons. Bases 326 to 1927 code for a protein of 533 amino acids. Gene Ontology annotation, biological process: protein deubiquitination.